Molecule: messenger RNA, 1419 nt
Organism: Pelagomonas calceolata
Lineage: Eukaryota; Pelagophyceae; Pelagomonadales; Pelagomonadaceae
Source: the annotation of a GenBank genome assembly
AUGGCAGCCCUAGACGCCUGGCAGGCCUCCGUAGCAGCCGUGCGCGCCUACGUCGGCGAGGAGAGAUGGCCCCAGGACUACGAUGCUGAACGCUGGGCGCGAGUCGCCGCAGCGCUGGACUUGGACAAGCCGCGGCACAGCAUCGUGGUCCUCCGCGCCGGCGACGGCUGCUUCGCGGCGUGCCUCGCCCACCGCUGCGCCGCGGAUACUGUAGUCGCGCUCCUGGACGACCGCUACUUCGGCGGCGCCGGCCGCGGCUCGAUCGAGGCGCCCGGACACCUCGACGGGUUCUCGGCGAAGCUCGUCGCCCGCCGCGACGGCGCGGGCUCGACGGCGCGCCGCGCGCUGCGCGGCCUGCUCGCGCCCGGCGCGGCGGUCGUCGCCGUCGACGCGCUCGAGGGCCUCGCCGCCGUGCGAGCGGCGCGGCUCUUCUGCGCGGCGCCGGUGGAACGCGUGGUCGUGGCAAGCGUCGCGCCCGCCGCGGCGGCGAAGCAGCACGGGCGAGGCAAGAUGGCGUACGCUCCGGACCCACACGCCUUCGGCAUCGCCGCCAAGGUCCUGGGCGAGGAUUCCACCAAAUGGCGCGACGCGCUACGGGGCGUCUGCGCGACGCGCGGCGCGGAGAUAACGGAGGGCCUCGCCCUCGCCCACGCGAAAUCCGUCUCCGCGGGCGCCGUGGAUCUCGACGCGCCGCUGCUGCGGACCGUCGCGGACGAGCUCGCCGCGCUGAAGCGGCGCGUCGACCGGCGUGUCACAGAACUACCGCCAACGCCCCUCGCCGACGGCGCGUCAGCACGGUUACAACCGUCGACGGCCGCGCGCUUCGUCGACGGCGGCUACGCUACCAAACACUACGUCGCGACGCCGCCGGACCGGAACGAGGCCUGCUUCGAGCUGCUGAUCGACGGCGUGCCGCUCGGCUUCGUGUCCAUCGGGGCGACGUCGUUCGGCGGUCCAUGUGCGUGUGACGGCGGCUGGCCGUGGGCGGGCGACGCGCGGAUCUUCGACUGCGCGACGGUGUCGCGGCUCGUGCUGCUCGAGGCGGCGCGGGGCCGCGGCGCGCUCGCGGCCCUCUUGCGCGCCUGUGACGCGUUCCACGCGCUAGGUUUGCCUUGCAGGGUCACAACACGGAAGCGGGCCGUCGCGGAACGCGCGCUGGGCGUCAGCCCGGUCCUCGCGGCCGACGAGGGCGCACGGGCGCAGCGGCGCGCCGCGGCGGCCACAAAUCUUGACGCGGCCCAGCGGGCCCUCGUCCCCUUCGACUUCGAUUCGUUCAAAGCGUCGACGCCGGCGGCGCCGCGCGAGCGCGGCCGCAACGGCUCCUGGACCUUCUGGUACCGGGGCGCGCCCGUCGUCCGGCCGACCGGCGGGCGCUACGCGUAUGUGGGCGGGGACGAGCGCUUUGCUUUGUGUGUGUAA